AUGUCCCAUCGCCCUCCUGGCGGCGGAGGGCAACCGCCGGGUCGGCCUGCCACUGGUAGCGGGUUCGGCUUCGGAAUUCCCGCAGGGGUUCCCAGCGCUAGUCAAGGUUUCAACAUGAUGAGGACGCAGCUGAUGAUUUCGACGCAAAACACAGGUAUGGAAAUACCCACUAACGGCUUCGGAGGGGGAGUACCGCAGAGCUCGAUAGCGAAUGCCCAAGUGAAUGCUCAACUUGUUGGAGGUGGACAGCACCAGCAAACGAACAACAGGUAUAAUAAUCAGCAGCAAGAGCCACGCCCUGGCCAAUUCUACAACCCGCAAGCCACGGUAAGUCAACAUCAACCACAAGACCUUAUGAAUCAUCAGCAGCAAAAUCGGAUCCCAGCAAUACCGCAGCGCGAUGUGCUGAAUCAGCAGCCCAGACAACAUCAGUCUCAUCAGUCGUCAAUGAUACAGCAGCAACAACAACACGCGCUACCGCAAGGAUUCACGCCAGCAUCGGCGCAACAAUCCGCAGUGCUUGGCCAAGGUUUUGCGCACCCUCAAUCAGUAGCCAUAAGUGCCUCCAGCUCUGCAAGCGCUCACGCAUACCAGCGGCAGCCUAAUUUUAUGGCAUCUCAAUUUGGUUCAAGUUCGAACGUGGUCCCAUGCGGGUUUGGGAAUCAUACGAUGGGAGUUCAGCAAGCGGGUAGUGUCAAACAGGACAUCGCAGCAAGCAAUAUUCCAGCUGGUGCUGACUCUCAACAUAGCGGUAUGCAUUUGAGUACUAGCGUUUCACACCCGCACGGCGCGCAUCAGUCUCAUCAAGCCCAGCUGCAAAGAUCGAGCACAGGAGGCCACCAGCAGCAACAUGAUCAGCAAAACGUAGCACUGCCGAGCGCUUCUGGUUUAGGGAUGAAUCCAUCACAGCAGCACAUGGGCGGAUUUCCAGCGGUGGAGCCAGGAAUAGGAGCGCCAGGCGUGCCAGGAUCCCAGGGGCAGGCCUCCAGUGGACCACCUGUUGGUGAG
This is a messenger RNA of Amoebophrya sp. A25, 1008 nucleotides long. NCBI's taxonomy places the organism in Eukaryota, Dinophyceae, Syndiniales, Amoebophryaceae. The record is from the annotation of a GenBank genome assembly.